CUUUUCCGACAUUUUGUACGGCAAGACCCUUGUCAACGACCUUGUCUUUAAACUGCAGUGCUAUCCCUGAUUCACGAAGAUGGUCAAGGAAGACAAGGCCACCUGGAAGUCUAACUACUUCAUUAAGAUUGCACAACUUCUAGAUGAGUAUCCAAAGUGCUUCAUUGUGAAUGCAGACAAUGUGGGCUCCAAACAGAUGCAACAGAUCCGUGCUGCUCUCAGAUCCCAAGCUAUUGUGUUGAUGGGUAAGAACACAAUGAUGAGGAAAGCCAUCCGUGGACAUCUAGAGAACAACCCAGCUCUAGAAAAGCUGUUGCCACACAUAGUUGGUAAUGUAGGCCUGGUGUUUACCAAGGGAGACCUGAUGGAGGUCAGGGAGUUGCUGUUAGCCAACAAGGUGAAAGCUCCAGCUCGUGCCGGUGCCAUUGCCCCAGUUGAUGUAAUUGUUCCCAAACAAGCAACCACCCUAGGACCCGAGAAGACCUCUUUCUUCCAGGCCUUGCAGAUCACCACUAAGAUCACCAAGGGGUGCAUUGAAAUCUUGAACGAUGUACACCUGAUUAAAAUUGGUGACAAAGUUGGACCUUCCGAAUCAACCCUACUCAACAUGUUGAACAUUUCUCCCUUCUCAUAUGGUCUUGUCAUCCAGAGAGUGUAUGACUCUGGUAGUGUGUUUGAGCCAAUGAUCUUGGACAUUACUGAUGAUGAUUUGAUUCAGAAGUUUAUGAGUGGAGUAAGGAACAUCGCUGCAGUAUCACUUGAUAUUGGUUACCCUACUGCAGCAUCAGCACCUCACUCUAUUGCUAAUGGAUUCAAGAAACUUUUGGCAAUUGCUUGCGAGACUGACAUCACCUUUGCUGAGGCAGAGAGGACUAAGGAAUAUUUAGCUGAUCCCUCCAAGUUUGCAACAGCUGCUCCAGCAUCUGCCGCCCCAGCAGCAGCAGGUGGUGCUGCUGAGAAAAAGAAGGAAGAAGUGAAGGAAGAAUCUGAGGAGUCUGAUGACGACAUGGGCUUCGGAUUGUUUGAUUAAAGAUGUAGACUCUUAACAUACAUUUAGAUCUUGUUCCCAUAGACACAUCUGGGACCUGUUCAUCAAAUUUUAAAAAAGCAUACAGGAAAAUGAAAAAAAAACCUAAACGUCUUCACAUCUAGGCUGGAUACAGUUUUGUCUGGAAUAAAAAGAAAGAAAGUAA
Messenger RNA from Mercenaria mercenaria, 1193 nucleotides. Its product is annotated as 60S acidic ribosomal protein P0-like. Gene Ontology annotation, biological process: ribosome biogenesis; cytoplasmic translation; ribosomal large subunit assembly. Gene Ontology annotation, molecular function: structural constituent of ribosome; large ribosomal subunit rRNA binding. Gene Ontology annotation, cellular component: cytosolic large ribosomal subunit. Lineage: Eukaryota; Metazoa; Mollusca; Bivalvia; Venerida; Veneridae. The record is from RefSeq and is a predicted model, not a curated record. The transcript is spliced from 10 exons. The coding region runs from base 80 to 1030 and encodes 316 amino acids.